AUGUCUACCGCUGCGCCUAAGCCCCCCAAUCCGCGACUCAACUACUAUCAGCAGAGCCCGGUGCGGGGCCAGCUCGAGGUCCCGGACAGCAGUGCAGCCAAGACAAGCUGGCGUUACAUACAAUGCACAGACACCCCCAACGAACUACGGGUCCUUCUCCCGCCGCGCACUGCGACUAUCUACCACCAGCUUCUGAAGGUGGAGGCCUCGGAGCUCGCGAAGGACAGGGCCGCGAACUGGGAACGCAUCCUCGAGAUCCGCCACCUCAAGGACCGCAUGAUUCGCAAAUGCACACGUCUCGGACGCGCCGCCGUUCCCAAAGACAAGCCCGCCCCACGCGUCAUGUUUCAAACCGUCCACGCGCCACCCGACUUCCGCCUGAAGGAGAUGGAACGUUGGUUCAGGAUGCAACACCCGGACUCCGUGAGGGCCCCUGCCGAGGGGAGCGGCGCGCCAUACUGCCGAGAGUGCCAGGAGUGCAUCGCGCACCAGGCGCAGAGCAGCGCUCAGGCGCAUAUGCACGCGCCAGCACAUGCCCCGGUACGUCGCGCACCCUCGUCAAGCAGACCCGCCCCGUCGCGCGGCGCAGCCCCCGACCGCAUGGCGCGGCGUGCCCCCGCUCCCCCAGCACAGACCGUGACAUACACGCACGCGGGCGGGAUGCCUCCCCGGCAGGACAUACGGACAGCACGCAUUCCCCCCGUCUCACGCACGCACGCCCGGCAAGCGUCAGCGCCCAGCGCUCCGGGAUACUACCCUGCAGCCCCGCGCACAGCAGAGGGUCGCAAGUCUGCGGAUUAUCUGCGUGCGGACCAUGGUGCACGGAUGCAUGUACGCUCGCCCGACCCUCUGCCCAUACCCUACCGUCCGCGCGACGCCUCCUCCCCGCCGGAAUCUGCGUCGUCCGUAUUAUCGUCGGAGAAGGAGUCCCCCGCCCCGCAGGUGCUGGAUCUGCCAAUAGCCUCGAGUCCAACUCCCAUGACGUCCCCGCCGACGUCCAGUACGCCGCCGAAGAUCGCGUCACCCCCUAAUGGUCUCCCUACGAUACAUGAAGACGACCAGUUCUUCGAUCACCGACCGAUCGUGCGCAGGAGAAGCAGCUUGAAGAAGCGCGACAGUAUGAGCCGGCUGAGCAUCGCGAGCCAGUCGAAGUCCGUCGCGUGGGCGAUGGACCGCGACUGGACGGAGCAGAUGUCGAAGUACGUGAAGACGACGAACGAGGCGGAGGUGCUCAGCGAGGAGCUCGAGAAGAUGCGCAUAGCGUACCACUGCGAGGUCGAGACGAUGCGCAACCUGUGCAUGAAGGUCGAAGACACCCAGGAGCGCAUCCGUAUGGAGAGCGAGUGUCUGCGCCGGGAUCAGGCGCUGGUGCGCGCGCAGGAGAGCAAGAUUCUCGCGAACACAGAGCAGAUCGAGCAGAAACAGCAGGAGUUCCUCGCAAAGGUCCUCGCCGCGCUGGAAGAGUCCCGACGCGUCGUCCAGUUGUGCGACAAGAAGCGGGACAUGCACGACUCGUCAUGACCCGACACUGACGAUCUAUGCCCCGCCCUCCGAUAUGUACGAUCGCACGAUGACGAACCCCCACAUGGUAUCUAAGUAUUGGGAGGACCGCAUAUAUCCGCGCCUAAGGCUAUUAUGACUGGAUAUACCCCGUCGGUCCCCCUUCCUUCUGUCUGUAACAUAUGUAGCAUAGUGGCCGGAUUUUGUUUUCCACGUACAUACUUGUCGUUGUUUGUUUAGGACGCAUGCGCAGGUAUGCCUAGAGUCGACGAAGUAUUUGUAUGCCAUCAC
Trametes versicolor FP-101664 SS1 is the source of this 1791-nucleotide messenger RNA. RefSeq lists its product as uncharacterized. The record is from RefSeq and is a predicted model, not a curated record. The coding region runs from base 1 to 1521 and encodes 506 amino acids. NCBI's taxonomy places the organism in Eukaryota, Fungi, Basidiomycota, Agaricomycetes, Polyporales, Polyporaceae. The transcript is spliced from 4 exons.